CAAAGAUGUCAAAUAUAGAAACUUUUUGACGCGCGACUGUCGAUGAAACGCUUUCGCUUGCCCUAGGAUCGUUUGCUCUGCACAACAUCCAAGCAGCUAUCGACAAAUCUGUGUCGAUGGCCCUACCAUCUCCAUCAUGGAUACCUAGUAUGGUUAGCGACUGGCUGUCGCAAUGGAGCCAUGUCUGUUUCAUGUCCCUGCAGACAAUUCGAUUGAUUCUGUAUCUUUUUUUGGAUCAAGGGACUUAUAGGCCCCAGGUUGAAGAACAUUUAAUAUCCAACCGUUCUCCAGUCUGGAUAUGCCACAGUUCAGUGAAGUCGUUCACCAAGACAAAUCGAACUCGACAACAUUGUAUCUUCUUUCGCCUAGUGCACCUCUUUCUUCUCUAUUCUUUCGACUUUAGCUUCUUACUCGAGCAUUCCCUGUUUGAUACGUUUUGGGAAGCUGGACUUUCCCCAAGCUAUCAGUCGGCAACCUUGUUUUGAUAUAUCGUCUCAGACCUACGGUGACUUAAUAUAACAAGAUGUCUGUGGAGUACUCUUAUUACCGGCCCUCUACCCCCCCUGCAUUGCAUCUGCAAGAA
This is a messenger RNA of Aspergillus welwitschiae, 583 nucleotides long. RefSeq lists its product as uncharacterized. The transcript has a single exon. The record is from RefSeq and is a predicted model, not a curated record. Bases 117 to 485 code for a protein of 122 amino acids. Lineage: Eukaryota; Fungi; Ascomycota; Eurotiomycetes; Eurotiales; Aspergillaceae.